UUGUAACAUCCCAUUUUCUUUGCUUUCACUUUCUGCAGUGCCGGUUCCUUUUGCUAAGGAUGGCUCAGACAUGGGCAGUUCUGGCUGCAUUCCUUUUCUUGCUAAUCAAUCUAAUUGAAGGGCCAGCUUACAAGGCGGUGAAUGUGGAGGCUGGUCAUGAGGCUGUGCUGAGUUGCCCUGACGUCUCCAAGAUGCCUUUGCUGCUGGUGACGUGGAAGAUGAAAUGCAGCGCUUGCUGCCUGUUGGCUUAUAGAAGUGAUCGCAAAGAGACAAAGAAGCUAAACUGCAGUGAGAGGAUGAUGUGGAAAUAUUCACCUGACAAUAACCCUGCUCUUCGUAUUUACCCUGUGAACCUUGGUGAUGAGGGAAAUUACAGCUGUGAAAUUGUCAACGAUUCAGGGAAUUUUCUUCUUUUCUCUUCUCUGACUGUAAUAGUCCCUCCUACAGUGACUUUGACCUGUGACAAGAACAGGGUGGCUGCCUGUCAGGCGUCUGCUGGAAAGCCAGCUGCUGACAUCUCCUGGAUCCCUGCAAGUAAUCAAAGCACCGAGGAAGAAGUCCGCCACCCCAAUGGGACAGUGACCAGAGUGAGCUACGUAGGCUGGGUCAACAGCACGCUUCCCUCUGUCACCUGCCUGGUUACCCACCCAGCUACAAACCAGACUCUGUCCCUAGACCUGCCAUGCAAUGCCCCCAGGCUUCCCUAUCUCCUGAUAGAAGGACUUGCAAGUUUUGCUGCUGUUAGUGGUGUGAUUUUAUGCUUGAUUUUGGGGUACAGAGCUUUCAGGUUACGUAAAUUAACACGUGGGUCAGCAGCACCAUCACAACUAAGAACUUCAAGUCCAUACCCUCAAGUAACAAAACAGAAGCAGCCGACCUCCCUGUCUUAUCAAGAGAGUAUCUAUCAGAAUUACAAUCCAAAAUCGAUAUAUAUGAACUACUAACAGUGCAGGCACAAGCAGUCUAGUACCAGCUCAGCUACUAAUGACACUCAUUUACUUGAACUUGUACUUCAACUAACAACAAAUCUCAGACCUUGCCGCAUAGCAGGCCAACAGAACACUCAAAACUACCCUGCAGAAGCCUUUGCUUUUCCUGACUGAAGACACUGGGAGAGAGCACCCUGUUUUUGUAAAUUAUUUCUCUCUUUCUCUACAGAUCAGCUCUUGAAACAUUUGAAAUUUUUAAAGGAAGAGCUGGGGAAAUACAUAUCUGAAUUUUGUUUGAAAAUGAACUCUGAACUAUGUGCUGUCUUCUCCCAAAUCAAUAACUGACAUAUCUCUAUGCCACAGUAACAGACCGAUGGUGAAUAUAUAGCACUUCUUUCCAUUUUCACAACUGCAUUCUCUUUUCAAUUUUGUGGUAGAAACCAAGAAGUGACACAGGGGACCCCAAAACAUAGAAGGUCAAAGGAACAUGUCCAGCAGAAAUGCAGAAACAGAAGAGGUUUUUCUUGCUGGAUAUAUUA
Messenger RNA from Calidris pugnax (ruff), 1468 nucleotides. Its product is annotated as cell surface glycoprotein CD200 receptor 2-like. The coding region runs from base 60 to 944 and encodes 294 amino acids. The transcript has 6 exons. Gene Ontology annotation, molecular function: signaling receptor activity. Lineage: Eukaryota; Metazoa; Chordata; Aves; Charadriiformes; Scolopacidae. The record is from RefSeq and is a predicted model, not a curated record. Gene Ontology annotation, cellular component: external side of plasma membrane. Gene Ontology annotation, biological process: regulation of neuroinflammatory response.